Messenger RNA from Macrosteles quadrilineatus (aster leafhopper), 3175 nucleotides. RefSeq names its product alanine--tRNA ligase, mitochondrial (gene AlaRS-m). The record is from RefSeq and is a predicted model, not a curated record. The coding region runs from base 160 to 3171 and encodes 1003 amino acids. NCBI's taxonomy places the organism in Eukaryota, Metazoa, Arthropoda, Insecta, Hemiptera, Cicadellidae. Gene Ontology annotation, biological process: tRNA modification; alanyl-tRNA aminoacylation. Gene Ontology annotation, cellular component: mitochondrion; cytoplasm. Gene Ontology annotation, molecular function: ATP binding; nucleic acid binding; amino acid binding. The transcript is spliced from 16 exons.
AAACCAAGAAAGAAACAACAAAAACAAACACCAAGAUUUUACAGGUCUAGGUUGGUUAUGUUCGGCAUUUUUGUUUACAUCUCUCAAUGUAAAUUAUUUUAGAUUAUUCGUCAAAAACCAGCGUGGUUGAAUGAAUCUUAAGUUACUUAGUAAAAAGUCAUGAUCUUCACUAAAACAAGUCUUAGCUUUAGACAUUUAAUACAUCAACGUGCCCAGCCUCAGAGAUUUCUUUCAAGCUAUGAUGUUCGAAAAAGGUUUCUGGACUUUUUCAUCUCCGAACAUUCUCACACCUUUAUCAGGUCAAGCCCUAUUGUUCCUCUUAAUGAUAAAACCAUAGCAUUUAUCAAUGCUGGAAUGAACCAGUUUAAAGAUGUAUUCCUGAAUAAGAUCCCACCACACUGUCCUACAGCUGCAAACUCUCAGAAGUGCAUCCGAGUGGGUGGGAAGCACAACGACCUGAAUGAUGUUGGAUUGGAUUCAUACCAUCAUACGUUCUUUGAAAUGUUGGGAAACUGGUCUUUUGGAGAUUACUUUAAGCGGGAAGCCUGCGAUUUAGCCUGGACUCUGUUGACAACAUCACCCUACUCUAUAGAUCCGCGGAGACUGUAUGUGACGUACUUCAGUGGCUGUGAUAGGCUGGGAAUCCCACCUGAUCUGGAAACCAGGGAAAUAUGGCUGUCACUCGGGGUUGAUCCAAGUCACAUAUUAGGAUUUGGUGUGAAGGACAAUUUCUGGGAGAUGGGUCGCACGGGUCCAUGCGGGCCUUGUUCCGAGAUCCAUGUGGACCUUGUCGGCGGCCGAGACGUGGCUGCAAAGGUCAACCAAGGUUUCAGCGACGUCACUGAACUUUGGAACCUCGUUUUCAUUCAGUUCAACAGGAACGAAGAUGGAAGCCUGAGUCAGCUACCAAUGCACCAUGUCGACACUGGAAUGGGAUUUGAGCGACUUGUAGCUCUUCUCCAAAACAAGAUGUCGAACUACGAUACAGACCUUUUCGUACCUCUGUUUAGUAGUAUAUCCAAGGUAAGUAAAGCGCCACCUUAUGCUGGAAGGUUCGGACAACAAGAUGAACUUGGUUUAGACACAGCAUACAGAAUCCUGGCAGACCAUAGUCGAAUGGCCACUGUGGCAAUAUCUGAUAACAUGUAUCCUGACAACAAUCAUAAACUAAGGAGAGUUAUCAGGAAAGCACUCUCAGUGGCUGAAAGCUCAUUCAAGGUGAAAGACCCAGUGAAGUUGAUGAAAGAAUCUUGUAGCCGCGUCUCUGAACUUCUUUCACACACAUAUCCGGAGACUGGAAAGAACUUGAGAAAGGUACACCUGGUAGUAGAACAUGAAUGGCAGUUGCUGCGUAGUGUGCGAGACUCUGCGGCGCAGAAGUGGCACUCUCUGGUGCUGCGGGACUCUCGUCUGGUGCCACUGCAGGAUGUCGAUGCGCCGGGCAUGUUGGCUGCGUACAACGAGCUCUCAGCCAUCAAAGAUACUGAGGUGCUUGGGGAUUUGUCCUAUAGACUCUUUGAUACUCAUGGUUUGCAUCCAGAACUCAUUGAGGAACUUUGUCAAGCACUUGGUUUACAAUUCAGCGAGAACGACUUCAACGCCAAACUAGCUGAAGCUAAGGAGAAAACUCUCACUUUAGCGAACAAAAGAGAUUCAGAGUUUCUUACCAAGCAGUGUUUAGAUGAGUUAAAACGUAACUUCGCAGUGACAGACGAUAGUGCCAAGUAUAAUUACGACCGGACAAAGAGUGAUGGUGUGACUUAUGUGUUUCCUGAGGUUGAAGCGACAGUUCAAGCAGUGCUGAGAGAGGGGAAAGUGGUGGAGGGGGAGAGAGUGACGGAGGGGGAGAGAGUGGCCGUGGUAUUAGACAGGACUUGUUUGUACCAUGAGGCCGGAGGUCAGCAGUCAGAUACGGGUGUGAUAACGGGAGAAGGCUGGAUAUUGGAGUGUGACAGUGUGCUGAAUUGUGAGGGGUACCUGCUGCACCUAGGGUGUAUCAGGAAUAACGUCAGUACUGCCAACCUGGUGCCAGGCUCCAAGGUGCGUGUGAGUGUGACGGAGACUCGCAGGGUUGCCAACAUGUGUAACCACACGGCCACACACUGCCUCAACGCUAUGUUGCGGCAGAUGUACGUAGCACCCAAUCAGAAGGGGAGCAGUGUGACGGAACGACAACUUACCUUAAGCUUCUCUACUUAUGGACAGCAGGUCACUAGUUCUGACAUGCUAGAGGUAGAUAGAAGAGUUCAGGCCGUAGUAUCAGCUGGGUUGCCUGUCUCCAGAACAUCUGUUAGCAGCAGUCAGCUGAUGUCCCUGGAUGAUGUCACCUUGCUGCCUGGAGAGACUUAUCCCUCACAAGACAUACAUCUCAUUCAGAUCAUAGGGGAGGAGUUUGUCUCCAAGGAGCCAUGUUGUGGCACACAUGUUGCCAACACGGCAGACAUCGGCCACUUCUGCCUGUGCAGCGUUAGAAGCUCAGGGUCAGGAGUGAAGACUGUGACAGCAUUGACGGGCAAGGCUGCUGUCAACGCAAGAGAAGAAGGACAAAGGAUACUGGAUAUGAUUGGUUCACUGCGACAAACCAUCAAGGCUGGGAGCCAUGACAAUCAGCAGUUGGAAGCUUUAAAUCGUUCCUUGCAAUCGUUAAAACAAAAAGUAUCUGAAGACAUGGUGCCAUACGAUGUAAGAAUAAAAGGAGCAGCAGAACUGGAAGCAGCUUCAAAAGAGUUGAAGGAACAAGCUAGAGAGAGUCUAAGGCAAUCGAUUGAAAGGGAAAUGAAGGAAGUACUAAAGACAGUUACCUCUGACUACGAUAGAAAAUACUUUGUGCACUUUCUACAAUCAACAUCAGAUCUGGAUAAGAUUUCCCUACAAAAAGUCACCAGAAUGUGUCCGACACAUUUGCCGGUAAUUAUUUUUGCUUAUGCUGAAGGGGAAUUGAAAGCUCGCUGUUGUGUGCCAAAGGUGAAGGCAGCACAAGACGUAUCAGCAGAGAAGUGGAUGAGUUCAGUGGUGGAGGCAAUCAGAGGUAGUGGAGACACCCCUCGUGGUCAAGACCCUCGACUGAUCUACAACCUCCGUCCCCUACGUGUCUCCGGGUCUAGACUACACGAGACAGUCAGAAGAGCGGUUGAAGCCGCUGAACAACAGGCCAAUAAAUUGUUUAGCUAAGUGG